Molecule: messenger RNA, 2228 nt
Organism: Drosophila guanche
Lineage: Eukaryota; Metazoa; Arthropoda; Insecta; Diptera; Drosophilidae
Product: RE1-silencing transcription factor
Exons: 3
Coding region: 98-2104 (668 amino acids)
Biological process (GO): regulation of gene expression
Cellular component (GO): nucleus
Source: RefSeq, a predicted model, not a curated record
GUAAACAUCUUGGAAACAAAACAUAAAUCUAGCUCUAAAAAAAAAUAAUUUUUGGUGAUAAAUUGUGUUGACAAAAAAGAAAAAGUGAACAAAAACAAUGGAGUUCCCAUCAAUGGUGGAACGCACGGGCGACCGUCUGGUGGUGCGCAAUCUGUUCAAUAAUACGGCCAUGUAUCAAAUGCCUGUUGGAAACAAUGCUGACGAUGACACUGGGGGACCGGAGUCCAAUUUACCAUUACUCGCACAAGGAGCUGAAUGGUACCAGGACAAACCGAACGCUGAGGGCGAGCUGCCACAACUGCCACAGUGCAAGAUACGCAGAAACUACAGCUGUGGCCAUUGCGCAUUCUUCACCCAGAAUCCGCGCAGUCAUCUGUCACACCUGCGCGAUGUGCACGGCGAACGGAUCAGCAUAAACGAGUGCAAGCUCUGCCUCUAUGCCUCGCGCCAUUUCCAGAAGCUGGUGCGUCACAUGAAGAUGGUGCAUGGCUGCACCGAUACGUCAAAGCGCCUGCCCGGAGAAGAGGGACAGGGGCGCGGCAAGCGCAAUAUAAGUCGCGAGGCACUCAAGCGUCGCCUGGAGGAGAGCAUCGAAAUGCCACGUCCGGCUGCAGCUGUGGCUGUGGUUGAGGCAGACGACAGCAAAGGCAUUUCUCCCGGACUGGUGCACGUAAUGCAGAACGGACCCUCGCUGGAGCAGCUUAAGAUUGAGCUGAAGCAGCAGGAGCAGGAUUUGCUGGCCAAUGUGCAGGCCUACAAUCGCCAGCAGGAGAUGCAGGAGCUACAGAAGAUCGUGGCCAACGGCGACAAUAUAUUUUCGAUGGCCUUUGAGCUCCAGAGCAAGAUGAUGCCACCCACGCCUGACACAAACGAUUCCGUCCAAAUGGACUUUCAGAACAACAACAGCAGCUCCGAUUCAGAGGGCAGCAGUCCGACCAACGAGGAGACUGCCAUGUCCAACGACCCAAAGAAGUAUCAGUGCCAGAAAUGCUCGUAUAGCACGCCGAUUCGUGCCCGAUUCAAGAAGCACGUCAAAUACCAUUCGAUGCCCCUGAUCAAGUGUGACUUGUGCGACUUCCACUCGCCCUACAAGUGGAAUCUGGACAGACACACCAAGAACCAUGGCGCCGAUGGGCACUUUAAGUGCAGCCUCUGUGACUUCAGCACGGACAUCAAGCAAUCACUAACCAUACACGAGCUGAACCAUCAUGUGCCCGCCGUGGGCCAUCCCACUCGUCGUCGUGCCGCCAAGAAACAGGAGGGCCAAUUGGAUUUGAAGCCGAGCAGUUCCAAAACGCAUUCGCCAUCCAUCGACGCGUCGUUGGAGUUGACCGGGAUCACCUGCUCUCACUGCAAACAACUCGUGCCCAGUGCCAUGGAACUGGUCAAGCAUCUGCAGUUGUGUCCGCCUGCUUUGGCCAACACUAAGCAGCUUUUGGCUACUUGCCUGCCCAGCCAAGACAUGGCGGCCUCAACAGAGGAGGAUUACCCAGCACCAGCAAGUGAUGUCAAUUACUGCGGCGUAGAAACAGCUCCUGGCUAUGGAGAGGUCACGGAACCGUACUUCGGCAAUGAUGCCAAUGACUCGACGCCCAUGAAGAAGGUCUUCAAAUGUCCACACUGCACUUUUUGGGCAGCCACUGCCUCGCGCUUCCAUGUUCACAUUGUGGGCCAUCUCAAUCGGAAGCCCUUUGAGUGCUCGCUGUGCUCUUACCGCUCCAACUGGCGCUGGGACAUCACCAAGCACAUCCGCUUGAAGACCAAUCGUGACAAGUCCCACAACCAAGCCCGUGUGCUGAUGAACGAUGAGACUGGACGCCGCAACUACACAAAGUACAAUCAGUAUUUGACUCUAAUGAAGGUCAAUCCAAGCACGGAGGAUUCCAAGGCCGCACGCACGACUGAACAAUGCGAUCCAAUGACAGAGAUGAUUGAGGAAGGGCCGCCCAAGAAGAAGCCGCCUUUAAAGAACGUUGCAGACAUGGAUGAUGCUGGUGCUGGUCAGUCAUUCCUUCGCAAUCUCUGGGACACGGAUUUGACGCUGCAGCAGCCACCAACACCCACAGACGUGAAUGAGUCUGCCACAAACGACGAAGAACAGUAGGGAAGGCUCCAAUCCAUCCACAAAACAAUUUAACACUGAAAUGAACAAAGAAAAACAAGUCCUAUAAUUAUUAAGCUUACACUACUUGUAAAUAAUUCCAAAUAAAACAUUUAAACACUGACAC